Molecule: messenger RNA, 906 nt
Organism: Lathyrus sativus (Indian pea)
Lineage: Eukaryota; Viridiplantae; Streptophyta; Magnoliopsida; Fabales; Fabaceae
Source: the annotation of a GenBank genome assembly
AUGUUGAUGGAGGUUUUUGAAACUUUUUCCAAGUCUACACGGCUGAAAAUUAAUCCUGCUAAGUGCAAAGUUUUCUUUGGCCAUGUUGGUGAUGUUAACAAGCAAAGGAUUCAAGAAAUCACUAAUUUUGAUGAAGGUAAGCUCCCUUUUAGGUAUCUUGGCAUACCCCUUACUAGUAAGAAGCUUAAUAUCAACCUUUAUAUGCCUCUGAUUGACAAGAUAAUGGCUAGAAUUAACCACUGGAGCUCUAGACUUUUGUCCAUAGCUGGUAGAACCCAAUUGACCAAUAGUGUCUUGAAAUCACCCAUUGUCUGGAAGAAAGUUUGUUUCCCCAAAAAGCAUGAAGGCCUGAGCAUUAUAGACAUCGGUAAUUGGAACAUUUCUUGUCUUGCUAAGCUACUCUGGAACUUGUGUAAAAAGUAUGAUAGCAUGUGGAUCAAAUGGAUCCACUGCUUCUAUGUCAAAAAUCAAGACAUAUUGACAAUGGACGUGAAAACUAAUUCUUCUUGGAUAAUGAAAGAUAUUCUAAAGGUCAGGCCCACGAUUACUACCUUGUCUGUCUGGAACUCUUUUAUGCAAGUUGGGAACUUUGUCACUAGGAAACUUUAUGCUAUUCUGGCUAACAACCAUCAAAUUGUGAAUCGGAGAAAAGUCUUCUAUAACAACCCUGUUAGGCCUCGUGCAAUGAUUACUCUUUGGAUGGCAUGUGGCUCUAGACUGGCUACAAAAGAUAGGCUCAAAAAUUUUGGCAUGAUCAGGGAUGAUGUAUGUUGCUUCUGUAAUGAAAGGGAAUGUCAAAAUCAUCUCUUUUUUCAAUGCAAAGAAAUGGAACUGGUUUGGCAUAACAUUUUAGAGUGGAUGCAACUUGUCCAUAGGUCGGGUUGUUGGAGUGAUGAGUUGAAUUAG